AUGAAAGCUAGUGCUCUUUCAAUUGUGACCCAGUGUGCACCCGGAAAACAUUAUCAUAAUAACAAUAUGAGCCAAUAUGGUUUACGUAACGAUGAGUGGCCGGAGAGGUGGCAGAAUCAGAAUGAGAAUAAGGAUGCGGUGCACCAGGGGAUUGCGCUGAAGCAGAGGUGGCAGAAUCAGAAUGAGAAUCAGGAUGCGGUGGACCAGGGGAAGGCGGUGAAUCAGAAUCAGUGGUAUACCAUGAAUCUGAGGAGUGUGCUGGGGAAUGCGGUGGACCAGGGGAAUGUUGUGAAGCAGGGCAAUGCGGUGAAUUAG
Lentinula edodes (shiitake mushroom) is the source of this 315-nucleotide messenger RNA. RefSeq lists its product as uncharacterized. The transcript has 2 exons. The record is from RefSeq and is a predicted model, not a curated record. NCBI's taxonomy places the organism in Eukaryota, Fungi, Basidiomycota, Agaricomycetes, Agaricales, Omphalotaceae. The coding region runs from base 1 to 315 and encodes 104 amino acids.